AUGCAUGGCCGUUCUCAGAAUACUAUAAAGCUAAUAGCAGGAAAUUCACAUCCUGAAUUAUGUGACGCCAUAGCCGCAAAACUCGGUAUAACAGUUGCUAGAGUCAAAGCAUUCCAAUACACCAACCAAGAAACAGCCGUCGCCGUAGGAGAAUCAGUACGUGAUGAAGACGUCUAUAUAAUCCAAACUGGAUGUGGUGAAGAUAGCAUAAAUGAUUUCUUAAUGGAAUUGUUAAUCACCAUAAAUGCCUGUCGUGUCGCCAGUGCCAGAAGAAUCACGGCCGUGAUCCCCACGUUCCCCUAUGCUAGACAAGAUAAGAAAGAUAAAUCUCGUGCUCCAAUUACUGCCAAAUUGAUUGCUAAUUUGUUACAAACUGCAGGAUGUGAUCAUGUGAUUACUAUGGAUUUGCAUGCUUCUCAAAUCCAAGGGUUUUUCCGUGCUCCUGUGGAUAAUUUAUAUGCUGAACCUUUGGUAUUGAGAUAUAUUAGGGAGCAUUAUGAUAAGAAUGAAAUAAUUAUGGUUUCACCUGAUGCUGGUGGUGCUAAGAGAGUAGCCUCAUUAGCUGAUAAAUUAGAUAUCCAGUUUGCUUUAAUCCAUAAGGAAAGACAAAAAGCCAAUGAAAUCUCGAGAAUGGUGUUAGUUGGGGAUGUAACUGAUAAAAUUUGUUUGUUGAUUGAUGAUAUGGCAGACACUUGCGGUACUUUAACCAAGGCCGCGGAUAUCUUAUUAGAUCACAAUGCUAAGAAAGUUGUAUGUAUGGUUACCCAUGGUAUAUUUUCUGGUAAUGCCAUUGAACGAUUAAACAAAUCAAAAUUGGAUAAGGUCAUAUGUACAAAUUCAUUACCAAUUCAAGAAAAGGUUGAUCAAUGUAAGAAAUUAGAAGUGAUGGAUAUUGCUCCAACUUUAGCAGAAGCAAUUAGAAGAUUGCAUAAUGGUGAAAGUGUUAGCUAUUUAUUUACCUACGUUCCCGAAUAA
Molecule: messenger RNA, 975 nt
Organism: Hemisphaericaspora subhashii
Lineage: Eukaryota; Fungi; Ascomycota; Pichiomycetes; Serinales; Debaryomycetaceae
Product: ribose phosphate diphosphokinase subunit
Exons: 1
Coding region: 1-975 (324 amino acids)
Biological process (GO): 5-phosphoribose 1-diphosphate biosynthetic process; ribonucleoside monophosphate biosynthetic process; purine nucleotide biosynthetic process
Cellular component (GO): ribose phosphate diphosphokinase complex; cytoplasm
Molecular function (GO): ribose phosphate diphosphokinase activity; magnesium ion binding
Source: RefSeq, a predicted model, not a curated record